CGGCGGCCGGACUAUCUCCUCUUCCCUCUUCCCCCUCCCCCAACUCCUCGCCCCACAUUCUAUUGUUCCUAUGGUUACGCGAGUUCGCCCCCGCCUUCGCGCUCUGAGCCUGGGCCCGCUUCGCUUGAGAUCCGGACGCGUAGUGGCGCCUCGACGGCGGGGAUGGAAGGCGGAGGCGCCGGCAGCGCGGGAGACCCGAGUCCGGCCUCCGCGAACAUGUUCUCCCUGACGGGCCUCGGCGCCGCGUUGCGGGCCGUUCCCGAGGCGCCGGAUCCCGCCUCGCUGCACUACCUGCAGCUGCCGUGGCAGUGCGAGCACCGCGUGUGCAAGCUCGUCGGCCGCCGCCGCAAGGCCGCCCGGCUGCACCGCAAGGUGGGGCCUACCGGCAAGGAGAUCCACGCUUUGAAACGCUUGAGAGAAGCUGCCAAUUCUAAUGAUUUAGAAACAGUGCAGCAGCUUCUGGAAGAUGGGGUGGACCCCUGUGCAGCUGACGACAAAGGUCGAACGGCCCUGCACUUUGCUUCCUGCAAUGGAAAUGACAGCAUUGUGCACUUGCUUUUGGACCACGGAGCCAACCCAAACCAGCGAGAUGGGCUGGGGAACACCCCGCUGCAUUUGGCUGCCUGCACGAACCAUGUACCCAUCAUCACCACACUGCUUCGUGGAGGAGCUCGAGUGGACGCCUUAGAUCGAGCUGGACGGACCCCUCUGCACUUGGCCAAGUCGAAGCUGAACAUCUUGCAGGAGGGCCUCUCACAGAGUCUGGAAGCUGUGUGCCUGGAAGUAAAGCAGAUCAUCCAGAUGUUGCGGGAAUACCUUGAACGCCUCGGGCGCCAUGAACAUCGGGAACAGCUGGAUGAUCUUUGCUCCAGGCUACAGAAGACUAGUACAAAAGAGCAGGUGGAUGAGGUUACUGACCUCCUGGCCAGCUUCACCUCCCUCAGCUUGCAGAAGCAGAAGAUCGAGAAGAGGUAACGGGAUUUCCCACUGUUUUCUCAAUCAAACGGAGAAGCCUGGGGAGAAAGAGCAACUGGAGCUCCUCCGCAAGAUUUCAGACUUGCUGCUGCUGGUACCAGGCAUGCUUUUCCUAUUGGAUAUAUUUGCUCAGCUGCCCAAGACUUGUUGGGCCACUAUUACUGCCGUGGAAGCUUCCUUCAGGACAAGAGGUUUAUACUGAGGCCCUGACUUUCAGAACAAUGAACCACUCUUUUUAAAAAAAAAAAUGCAUCAGUGACAACUGUUUCAGUAAAUGCGGUCACCUUGUACAGGGGAGUUGCCCCAUUUCAGAAGCAUCUCCAUGGUCCUACAAGUGACAAAUCCAACGUCCUUUGAGAACAUUUGGGGAAACUGAAGCUGUUGGGCACAGCAUCCCACACAAGUUGUCUGACUUCUAAGGACAUGAAUUGUUGAGCAAUUGCAUAAACAGUGAGAAACUACACCCUGUUGGGCAACUAAGUGUUAAAGGAGGGCUGUUUAAACUGAGAAAGGGCUAAAGGGCCAGCAAUGCUAGCUUUGCCCACUAAAAUGCUAUUUAAUCCCUUCCUCCUCUGUCCUAUCCUCCAAAAUAGCAGUGGAAGAUUUUUACAGGGUUCUUUGCUUAUGCUCCUCUCUUAUGAACCAUAUUGUUAUCAUUUCCUGCCUUUCUCAUGUACCUGCAUCAGUAGCUGAGGUGUGCAAGAGAAGAAUUCUGCCAAAAUCUCUUGUCUGAGAGGGCGAGUGAGAGACUUAAAGAAUUCCUUGCUUGCAUCUUGUCAGCUUGCACCAAUUUUUUUUGCAUAGUUAUGGGCUGUCUGGGAUUCAGGCCUAAUAGGGAGCUAUAAUGAGUCGCCAGGCUACCCAUUGCCUACUCCUGCUUGUUACUGUUCCUUGGACUUUCUUUUGUUCUCUGUGCCAGUUAACAUAAUCUAUAUCAGUCCUCAAAAACCUGAGCUGGAAGUAAUGGUGUCUCUCAGGGCUGCUUCGUACACUACUUUUCUUCCUUCAAAGACAGGACUGAUUCAGAAGUAACAGAAAACCACAGUUUGGCGAGUUUAGACGCAGUGACAAAUCACAAUUUGUUCUGAAACCGGAACAGAAGCUUUAAAUCCCUACACACACACAAGAAAGGGAGAGGGAAGAUUGUGAGCCCAAGGUUUGUGAUCACAGCAGCAAACCAAGGCAGUACUCCCAAUGUGGAUAUUGCCAUAAAGGGAAGAGAGAGGUUGCUUUCUCAGUGUGUGGGCACAGGCCUAGGACAGAUAUUUUCUUGAUGACAAUGCUGUACGUUGCUUUGGUUGAAUGGGCCUUGGAAAUGUAUGUCUUCCCAUUUGCAGUAGUUGCCUGUCACUGAAGCGAGGGAAGCUUGACUUCUCAUUCUGCCGCUAAAAUUAAAAAAGACAAAAAGACUUAGCAGCCCUUAUGCUCACAAUGAGAGAAGAACUCGUUUUGCCUGAUACAUGCCAACUCAUCGGAUUCAAGGAUGUUGCUGCCACAUAACAGCGUGUUUUGAUUUCAGCCAACCCACAUUUUUUAAUCGGAGGAGGCAAUGGGGCAUUUGUAGCAAAUCCAUUAUUGUGAUCUGAUUCGUGCAUCAUUGAAAUUCCAAGGCUGCUUCUGAACCUUGAGCAUAGUAGGCUAUUGUGACUGUCUUUUGUUGUUGCUUUAAAAAGUGUGCUGCUUUUGUGAAAGACAAGAUUUAAUGGGAUUCGUAUCUUUCGACAGAAGUCCGCGUUUUCACAAGCUAAGCAGCUUUGAUAGGAGAAAUCCUGAAUGCUCAGGGGAGGAAAGUUGGGGACUGACUUGACUCUGACCUUGCCAGAGCUGUCACUGUGAAUACGGAGAAUUUUAAUACAAUGUGCAAGGAGGGUGGGAGGUGAUUUGAACUUUUCCAUUGUAAACUUCAAUAAAGUGCUGUCUGCUUUCA
Podarcis raffonei (Aeolian wall lizard) is the source of this 2902-nucleotide messenger RNA. RefSeq names its product ankyrin repeat domain 54 (gene ANKRD54). Gene Ontology annotation, molecular function: protein binding. The record is from RefSeq and is a predicted model, not a curated record. Bases 163 to 975 code for a protein of 270 amino acids. Lineage: Eukaryota; Metazoa; Chordata; Lepidosauria; Squamata; Lacertidae. The transcript is spliced from 8 exons.